AUGUCAUCUCCAGGCACCAAGAGAAAACGCGCAGUCAUAGAUGAUGGCAGCGAUGCAGGCUGCUCUCGUACUUGGGUAUCAAGUACGUCUGACUUCAACAACAACAACACAAAAGCGCAAGUGAGGGAACAGUACAAUAAUAAAUGCUGGCAUUGUGGAGCAAGCCCUGCGGAUGUCUGCCAUGUGAUUGGCAGCAGAGAUAACACUUUUCACGAGGCCCUUACACAUGACUUCCAAGAGAAGCAAGACCCACAGAACGCGAUCGCACUCUGCGGUACCUGCCAUACGAAUUUCGAUCAUGUUUAUAAUCCCUCAUUCUUCUUCUUACCAACCGAUCUAAAUUACUUCCUCAACUUCGAGAGACAAGAUCGAAAACGUUGUCGAAAACUAGGUCAUCGCACGGGGACAACUCCGGCGCGGAUGUAUCCUACCGCACAAACAUAUCAGAAUCACCAAGAAAAUCAGGGAGUUGAAGGUGCUAGGCUGGGAGGGCUCUAUACAAGGAUUGUCAUAAGCGACUUCCUUCCUCAAUAUCCUGGACGCGCUCCUUUUCAGCCCGGUGUGAGUGAGUAUGGUGCGACAAAGUCAUGGACGGGUUCGCCUAUGGCAUCUUUGCAGCGUGCUGUACUUAUGCUACGGAAGCUCAAUCUCAAUGGGAUUCCUCAGGAGAUACGAAAUGCUUUGCGACAAUUACAAGAUGUUUACAGUGAAGAAUUGGAUCUUGAUGGCUCAGACACGAGUAGCAUCGAGCCCGGUGAAUCAGAGGACACCGAUUUUGAGGAAGGGAGGGGGGAAAUGUAUGAAGAUAAGAGAAGAGAACUUAGAGCCAAGUCGCAACAAAGCGGGGCAGAACAGAUAUCUGUAAGCGGUAAUAGAGAGCAAGAUGGUGAAGAGCACGUAGUCAACGAAGACAACGGACGCGCGCUCGCCUCAGAGGGUAGAGACCAUUCGGAGGCGAAUCUCGAAGUUGAAUCAUCAGACCCAAUGCUAUACCAUCACGCUAUCGAUUUCGAUUCACCGCGGUUCUGGCGUUGGGGACCCUCCGCGACGAGCGAGGAUGCAGCGAAGUUCUUUCAGCGGGUAUCGUGA
Molecule: messenger RNA, 1089 nt
Organism: Sclerotinia borealis F-4128
Lineage: Eukaryota; Fungi; Ascomycota; Leotiomycetes; Helotiales; Sclerotiniaceae
Source: the annotation of a GenBank genome assembly